Messenger RNA from Branchiostoma floridae (Florida lancelet), 1293 nucleotides. RefSeq lists its product as uncharacterized. The record is from RefSeq and is a predicted model, not a curated record. The coding region runs from base 503 to 1063 and encodes 186 amino acids. Gene Ontology annotation, molecular function: chitin binding. Gene Ontology annotation, cellular component: extracellular region. The transcript has 3 exons. Lineage: Eukaryota; Metazoa; Chordata; Leptocardii; Amphioxiformes; Branchiostomatidae.
UGGCUGCGCUUGCCGACUAUUUCGUGACGUUAUCGACGCGCAUUUCGUGAUGAUACAGCGUACACAUGGACAGCGCGAUCGGGCAUGGACCCCGACAGGCCCCCGCAAGCCUGGCUGCGCUUGCCGGCGAUUUCGUGAUGUCUUACAUGAAACAUCUGCCCAUAUUGCAUCCCGUUAUUCUUUCGAUCGCCCCCAGGGCAUGACACGUCACAAUCAACAAAACGUUGAAGCCACCUCUUAAAAAAAAUCAAAUUCAAUACUUAGAAUACUAAAAGUGUUAACAAAUCUCAGAUAACAUUGCAAGCAAAUCUCAGAUAACAUUCCAGUCGACCGAUGAUGAUUUAAAAAAAUCCAAAGCUAUUUUGAGAAUAUGACGUCCUUUUGUUAGACAUAUAACAACUUGAGGUCAGUCCAAGCCUGGGGCACUCUUCCACCUUUGUCGGUAGUAUUAUACCUAAACUUGACGAACAAGUAUGACGCAAUCCCUAAAAUCGCGUUCAAGAUGGUGAGUGUCUUACUACUUGCUGUAUUAGUCCUAUGUGGUGGUUUAGCUACUUACCGAGCCCAGGACACUACAUCCGACCAGCCUGGGUUCAUCCUACGAGAGUAUGCAGACAAUGGCUACUGCACCUAUAUCUAUAUGGUCCCACCAGGGCAGCGUACAGAGGGAUGUUUACCGCCGGGGCAAACAAUCACGAGCACUGCGGGACUAGAGCGACGGCUCGCCGAGACCGAAGAAGAAACGGGACGCUUGAAAGAUCAAGUUGAUCGCCUGUCGUCGAUGGUGGAAACUCUUCUAUCCAGGGUGGACAGUUUGUCUGAAUUUGUAACUGAUGAGACCCCAGUAGACGAUGCCCCCGUCCCCUCCGCCUUCACCUGUACGGGGAAGCAGCCGGGUCUGUACGCCGACCCUGCCGACUGCUCCAUGUACUACGAGUGUGUGCUGGGCCACCCCGUGUACCACCGGCCCUGUGCCCCGGGAGGUGUGGUGUUUGACCCCGAAAGACAGAUCUGCAACUGGCCGUGGAAUGUGUCCGGUCCGUGUAGGAAUCACGGGAAGUGAGGGAAACAGAGUUUGAAGAUAAGUCGUCUCAUCUCGGAUGGAGUAAGUUUAUAUAAACUAGCUACAGUACGCGUGGCCACGGACUUACAAAUCAUCAAAUGUAUAGUGUGUUUAAAGUUAAAAAGAGCUAAAAUGUUGCAUUGUUAUAUUUAGUUCAGAUCUUUGUAUAGUGGCACACAGGGCAGCAAAUUUCUUUGCUGUUUCGUAGCAGGGUAUAUUCUUUUAGGGAG